AUGUCAUCAUUGAUAGAAAAUAUUGGAAAACUAUUGAUCAUUAGUUAUCAAUGGUUUUGGCCAAAUACAAAACAAUAUUUUAAACAUAUUGAUUCAAUUAUGAUGGGAAUUCUACAGAAAAAUCGAACUCAUCAUUAUCAAUAUUUUUUCAACAUUUUUUCGAUGUCAUGGAUAAGAUAUUUAUUGAUCUAUAUUCUACCAUUAUCAGAUCAAUAUCGUAUUGUUUUAUUUGAUUCCAAAUGGUCAAAUUAUCUACGAAAAAGAAUUCGUAAACAUAUUGUUCGUCGUAAUCUGGAAAUUUGUAUGACAGGAUCGUUUUUGUUCUAUACACCACUUUAUAUCGUAGAACAAGUUAUGAUAAAUUGGUCAGAAUUUUUCGAUUCUGAUUAUCCGAAAUUUUUUGGCUAUUUGAAAAUUAUUUCAGCUCUAACAACUUUAACAUUAACUAUAAUGGAUGGUUUUUUUACAUUCCAUAUGGUUGAAUCAUUAUUUACAUUUAUACUAUGUUUCUAUUGGCUUAUAUUGAUCGAAUAUGAUCGAAUUAAUCAAAAAAUUCAGAAAAAACAACCAUCAAAUCGAUUAUUGACAUUGUAUAUACGUGAAAAUACCCACUUAUUUUUAUUUGUAAACCGUAUAUUUCGUUCAUAUUCAACAAUAUUUCUUGUUUAUCUUGCUUGUUUUUUGCCAGCCAAUCUUUAUCUAGUAUCAUGUUUGAUGAGAAUUCUCGAUAAUGAACUGGAAGCCGAUAUCAAACAAUUAUUAUUUACAUUAACCUGGAUAGCAUCGCAUUGUGUAGGAAUGUUUGGUAUACACUAUGUUUGUACCCAAUAUUCAAAUUGUAUUCAUUCGAAUGGUAUUAAACGAUUGAUUCAUUUCAAUACUGUCAAAUCAUUUGUAAAAACAAAAAAAUCAAUAAAUUUACAUUGGAAAUUAUCAUUACAAAUCGAAAAAUUUCAUACAAAAAAUCAUUAUGGUUUUUCAUAUGGAAAAUUCGGUAUGAUUAGCAUGGCCGGUUUGGUUCGGUUUUCACUCAUUUAUUGUAAAUUACUUAUGAUGGUUUAUAAACAAAAAAAUAAACACUAA
Dermatophagoides pteronyssinus (European house dust mite) is the source of this 1083-nucleotide messenger RNA. RefSeq lists its product as uncharacterized. The record is from RefSeq and is a predicted model, not a curated record. Lineage: Eukaryota; Metazoa; Arthropoda; Arachnida; Sarcoptiformes; Pyroglyphidae.